This is a messenger RNA of Olea europaea var. sylvestris, 1508 nucleotides long. Its product is annotated as L-arabinokinase-like. NCBI's taxonomy places the organism in Eukaryota, Viridiplantae, Streptophyta, Magnoliopsida, Lamiales, Oleaceae. The coding region runs from base 77 to 1255 and encodes 392 amino acids. The transcript is spliced from 15 exons. The record is from RefSeq and is a predicted model, not a curated record.
UUCUUAAAAGUUAAAAACCCUGCAGUAAAAAUUCAAAACUAAUUUCCCAUUUUCAAGUAGUUGAAGCCUAGGAAUUAUGGGUUCCGAGGAUUCAAUAAAGCAUCCUCUUGUCUUCGCUUAUUAUGUGACAGGCCAUGGUUUUGGCCAUGCAACCCGCGUUGUUGAGGUUGCUCGACAUCUCAUCCUGGCUGGACAUGAUGUUCACGUGGUCACUGGUGCACCAGACUACGUUUUCACAACUGAAAUACAGUCUCCUCGUCUUUUCAUCCGCAAGGUGCUCUUAGACUGUGGCGCAAUUCAAGCAGAUGCUUUGACGGUUGAUCGCCUUGCUUCUCUGGAGAAGUAUUCUGAGACAGCCAUAGUUCCGCGUGAUUCUAUUUUGGCGAAAGAAGUGGAGUGGCUGAAAUCCAUCAAGGCGGAUUUAGUGGUCUCAGAUGUUGUUCCAAUUGCUUGUCGAGCAGCAGCUGAUGCUGGAAUUCGCUCGGUUUGUGUCGCCAAUUUCAGUUGGGACACCAUCUACGCUGAAUAUAUAACGGUAGCUGAAUAUCAUAUGCAUUCAAUAGUGCGGCAGAUUGCGGAGGAUUACUCUCACUGUGAAUUUCUUAUCCGUCUCCCUGGAUACUGCCCAAUGCCUGCAUUCCGGGAUUCAAUUGAUGUGCCUUUGGUGGUGAGGAGAUUGCACAAGUCCCGUGAGGAGGUGAGGAAAGAACUUGGUAUUGGAGAGGAUGUGAAGGUUGUUAUCCUCAACUUUGGUGGACAGCCGUCCGGCUGGAUAUUAAGGGAAGAGUACCUGCCUCCCGGUUGGCUUUGCCUGGUUUGUGGUUCUUCUGAAAGUCAGAACCUUCCUCCAAAUUUUGUGAAGCUAGCAAAAGAUUCGUAUACUCCUGAUCUGAUUGCUGCAUCUGAUUGCAUGCUUGGAAAAAUUGGAUAUGGAACGGUUAGUGAGGCCUUGUCAUACAAGGUACCAUUUGUCUUUGUGCAUAGGGACUACUUCAAUGAAGAACCAUUUCUGAGAAACAUGCUUGAGUUCUAUCAAGGUGGUGUUGAGAUGAUUAGACUGGAUUUACUCACUGGACACUGGAGUCCAUAUCUUGAACGUGCAGUUAGUCUGAAACCAUGCUAUGAGGGGGGCACUAAUGGUGGAGAGGUUGCAGCUCAAAUAUUGAUGGAAACAGGCUCUGGAAAAACUAUACAUCAGAUAAGCGUCGGAAAGGGAAUUUCCAUUGCUGUAAAUGAAAUCACUCAGACUAGGUGAGGAUUUCCAUGAGGGUUCUUGAAGAUUUUGUAGAAGUAGAGGGGGGAUUUAGCCUUUAGGGAAUAGAUUUCUCCGGCUAACAAUUUCUCAAUGAAAAUGCCCGAUGACCUCUUAUAGGAGCAGAAAGGGCAGAAAAAUGUUGACUAGUGACAUUAAUAUAUAUGCUGGACAACUUAACCUCCUGUGUUUGUUGCUAAGCAAUGAGAACUAUUACAACAAGAACAAGAACAAAUUUCAAGUCUUUCAAUAUCAA